AUGUUUUGUAUGAAGAGUGUCAGCCUCUUUUAUUUAUUGUUGGUUCUGUUAUACCCCAGCCAAGAAUUUGUCUGGGCAUAUCUUCCCAGAGAAGAUCUAGCACAAAGUUUAUGGAAUGGAUUGGAAGACUUAGUUGAUGGAAGUGAACAAAAAGACUUUCUAACUGAUACUUCUCCAGAGGUGCAUCAGGAUAUCACAUCUCCUUACCAGAAUCACCAUGGGAGUUUCAACAAGCAAGGCAAAGACAAGGGGAUGUACAGUGAAGGGGAUGUAUGGAUUUCAAAUUUUUUGGGAGACCUUGAUUACAUAAAUCAUCUAGAUCUCUUACCACUCCCAGGAGGAAUGGUUGAAGAUGUCCUAAAAACAAUACACACAAAUGAUAUAAUUCAAGAUAUUCAGUAUGUUCCUAAUCUCCAAAUGUCACCAGCUCAUGCCAACCAUCAAGCUCCUUGCACCUCUGAGAUGAUACCUCAUGGUCCAGAGAUGGGAGUAGAUUCCAAAGCAUCACCAAACACACAUGAAAUGGGGAGGGUUGAUGAAUUGUCAACAGAUGAUUUUCCAAUAUCAGACUUUGGAAUACAUGAUCAUUUUAUGAACCAAGGUCAAGGAAUAAAUCAGGCAGAGGGAACAUCAGGAAGUAUUGGUAUCAACAGAAAUAGUGAAAUUAAUAGCUCAAGAAGCUUGAGCAUCAUGAAAAACACAAACCCUUCUAUACCCUUACCCAACAGCUUUGUUGAACUUAAACAUCCUUCAAAUCUCAAUACACCAGAAGAUCUUCACAACCACAGAAGUCUUGACUUUGUUCCAGAUCAAAUAUCUCAAGGUACAAACUGCUUCAGUUCAUACCAACCACACACACAGUCAGAUCUGUCAAAUAAUUGGUACAAUAGUCCAGACAGACACACCUCAAAGUCAAACUCUCCAAGUGUCCUGCCUGUGGAAGCGCAUCCUGGGGUUUCAAAGAUAGUUGAAGAUACACGAAAUGCACACUCAGCAAAGGAUAAUUUUGUUAAUUUAGAGCAUGAUACACCAAGAUCAGAUCAUACAGGCCAGCCCAUAGAUGAUUUAUCCAACCUUCUGGAUCACCAUAUUUAUGAUGCAAUGGGAUCAAACUCCUUACCAUAUCUAGAGCACAACUCAGAAAAAGACAAUCUACAGUUUCUUGGAAGAGAGUUGUGUGAAGGUCCGGAUCUAGAUCACUUGAUGAAUGGAGGAAGGGUUUCAAACUUUGUUCCACAAGGCAUUCAAACUCAAUCACUUGACAUACCAGGCAGCAAUAAAGCUUUUGAAAUUUCAUGGAAAGACCAAGGUGAAUAUUUGCAAUCAUCUUUCAAUUAUCACAAGGAGCUAGAUGGAUCCCAAACACCUAUGAAACAGGAUGAUAUAAGUAGGAAGAUGCACUCCCACAUUGAAGAUAUGACCAUACAGAAUAAGAGGAGGAAAUUUCACAGUGGGGCAGGAUUGUCCAUCAGCCAUGUAACAAAUUCAAAUACUCAUCAAUCUGGUUACUCCAAUCAUAAUGAAGCUUAUACCACAAAAAGAUUAAUAUUGCCCAUAAUAUAUAAUUGUAUCACUCACAUUCCAAAUAAACCACAUCAUAAUUCAAAUUCCUUUGGACAUAUAGGCAAUUCCAAGGAUACUGUUAACUUAACACACAAUGGUGCAGGAAAAGGGAAUAUUCAAGUUGUACCUGAUGAUCUGCCCCAAAGAAAGAAGCCUGAUAAAAAAAUCACACCCCAGGAUGAAACAUUGAAGGUCAAGUUGAUUUAUGAUCCUGAGGGUGAGGAAGUAAGUGAAACUCUAGCGGAAGGAUAUCAGUGGUUACUAAAGAUUUGGAAAACUAUCCCACUUGAAAAAAUUCAGUUGGAAAGGUAUCCUAAAGCAAUCAAGCAUACUGGAACUUCUCGCAGCACUGAGACCAUCAAGAAUUCUUUAAUUUCUAAGCUUAGUACUGAUCUUGAAGUUGUAUGGGGAUUCAUUUCACACAAAGAUCUAGCCAGAAGUUUAACAGAUGGUGAGAAUAUUGAACAGGAUUUGGAGCCUGGAAUGAAAGAGGUUUCUCAUGUGGUGUCAAAUCAUAAUCAUGGGACAGAGGAUAUAACAUCAGGUUAUUGGCCUUUCUCAUCUGCAAAUUAUCAUGAACUUGCACAUCAAGACAGAUUUUUACCAUCAACAAAUCUUGAUCAUCACCCCCUUGUUGAAGGAUCAACUACUGCAGGGCAUAGAAGUGAACAAGGAGUCCUGCUGGAUGAUACUUCUGGUGAAGUGAAUGUAGAUAUGAGGUUCCCUCACCAGGUUCACCCUAUGCACGAUCAAGAUGAUGUGUGGAUUUCAAAUUUAUUGGAACUUGGAGACUUUGAUUUCAUGGAUACAGAGAAUUUCUUAACAUUCAAAGAAGGACCAAUGACAGAUGCUGCAGAGCCACUACACCAAAAUGAUAUGGUCACAGAUUUGAAAGAUGUUCCGCCUCAACUCAAAACUUUGAAAGCUCAUUCUGGACAUCCAACACCUUAUCCUGCUUCUGAAAUUAUAUCUCACAGCGCAGACAUUGGAAAAAAUCCCACACUAUCACCAAACAUUGGUGGAAUGAGCUGGGUUGGUGGUGAUGUGGGAAAUGUUUCAACAAAUUAUUCUCCAAUAUCAUACUUUGAUAUCUUUGAUGACUCAAUGAGCCAAGAUGGAGAGUUCAAUCAGGUAGACAAAAACUUGGGUAGGAUCAAUAUCAACAGCAAUGAUGAUAUACAUAGAUCAAGUCACUUAGAUACUUUGGAAACCCCAAUUCCUGCCAUAAACCUACCCAACAUCCCUACUGAACUCAAAUACCCUGCUUAUUUGAAUGUCCUGGAACAGUCCAUCAAUCAUGCAAGUCAUGACAUCUUUCAAGAUCACACAGUUGGAGGUACAAAUUGUUUCAGUCCAUACCAACCAGUCACACAGACAAAUCCACAGGAUGGUUGGUUCCCAGACACACAUACUGGAGUGUCAAUGGUAUUUGGAGGUUCAGAAGAUGCACACUUAGCCAAGGACAAAUUCAUUGAUCCAAUAAAUACAACACCAAGAUCAGGUCAUGCAGACAAGCCCCUAGAUAAAAUUAACACUCUUUGGGACCACCAAUCUCACAAUACAAGGGGAAUGGCAUCCCAACCACAUCCACACCAAAACUCUGAACAUGGAAAUCUACAAUUUUUGGAAAGAGAUUUUGAUGUAGCCUACCUCCUGGCUAUAGAAGACAUGUUAAAUCAAGAAACCAAUUCAAGUUUUAUCCCACAAAGCAAUGAAAACCAGAUGUUUUACAAACCAGAAAGCAGGGUAGGUCCUGAUAAUUCUUGGAGAAAUAAGAAAGACAAGGGACCAAAGACACCCCUUGAAGCUCACACUGCAUUAUAUGAUCAUCAAAUAUCUAGUAAACAGAAGAAUCUAAUCAGGGAUCUUCACUACAACACUGAAGACAUGAUCAUACAUAACAAAAGGAAGAAGUUAAAUAUUGGGGGAGGCUUAGGAAUGGGCCUUGCAAAACCCUUGACCCCAAAUCAAACUUUUUACCCUAAUAACAAUGGAUUGUAUGGUAGAAUGGAUGGGGAAGUUGUCUCCUCAAAAGAUUUACCCAUUCCCAACCUUUAUGCUCAGACGCCUAUCUAUCCAAUGGAAAGACAUUUCAACAUGAAUAUAAUGGAAUGGAGGAAUAACUUCAAAGCACCGACUCAAGAUGUACCUGAUAUGAUGCCUAGAAAAAAGAAGACUCGUAAAAGACAAAGACCCCAUACAGAAACAGGCAUGUACAGGAAUCAGGUCAGAUCAUCAUUUGAUUUCACAAUUGAGAAAUAUGUCACACCUUUCAUGAUACAACUUCAGGAAUACCUUAAAACAGAUGAGGAGCUUUGUGUAAGGUAUCCUGGAGUCAAAAAAUGCAUGAGAAUGAGAUUAACACUUAUGACACAUGAAUUCCUUUUGUUGCUAAUCAAGGUCAAAUUCAGCUUUGAUCCUUAUGGAGGAGACUUGAGUGAAACAUUAAAUGAAGGAUACAUGUGGUUAGAAAAUAUUUGGAAAACCAUUCCAUUUAGAACAAUCAAAUUGGAAGAUUAUGCUAAAACAACUAAUUAUGCUAGAGCUUAUCCUGAGACCGAUUCAAUCAAUACCAUCAGAGAUUCUUUGAUUUCCAGGGCUAUGAGUCACAAUCUAUUCACUAUAAGCCAACAACACUUCAUUUGUCAUGUGAUUUUGAGUUGGAUGAAGACAUUUAGACCAAAAUGGUUUGAUCUCUUCAUGAAGAUCCCUGGGUGCAGCCCAUCAUGGUACAAUAUAUCAGAUUACCAACCCAAUGUCUCCAGGAUCUCAACUCAAUUCCUCCUUUCCUAUAUUCAAGAAAAGCUUGAUGACCUAGAGAAGAAGGCACAACCCAUCACAUAUUAA
This is a messenger RNA of Melampsora larici-populina 98AG31, 4410 nucleotides long. RefSeq lists its product as uncharacterized. The transcript is spliced from 6 exons. The coding region runs from base 1 to 4410 and encodes 1469 amino acids. NCBI's taxonomy places the organism in Eukaryota, Fungi, Basidiomycota, Pucciniomycetes, Pucciniales, Melampsoraceae. The record is from RefSeq and is a predicted model, not a curated record.